AUGAUGGAGAGGAUAAGAAAGGAGAUGAUUCUGAUGGAACGGGGGCUGCACAGUCCCGCUGCUGGAAAAAGGCUUGCGAAUUUGUCAGACUCAGCUGGAAACGCUGUGUUGGAGGCCCUCGAAAAUUCUCAGCACGGUGGUCGCCUCAGCCCGAGACUGACUUCCGCCUCUCUACAUGGCAACCUGGAGGAUAUCCCCACCAAAGGCAAGUUCGAAAUAGACAGUUUGUUCAGUCCGCACCACCACGCGGGCGACAAUACCUCCUCCGCCGAGAUCUCGUCUUCGGAAAACCGGAAGAAAAUCAGCUUGUAUCCAGACGCUUCUCAAGACUCAGACAUGAACAGUGAUGUGGAGGUGGGGUGCCCUGCGCAUCGCUCUCCCAGCAGCCUCGGUGCCAGCCAGCACAAGGAGAACAACAACAAAGGUUUUUCUGACAGUAAUUCUGGAACCUCAAACACAAGUUCUUCGUCCCUAUCCAACCUAAACGUCAACGGUAAUUCAAUAGGCAGCUCGAGCAGUUCGAACUCGGAUCAGGUGAGGAGGUACCGGACUGCUUUCACCAGGGAACAGAUAGGAAGACUGGAGAAGGAGUUUUACAGGGAAAAUUACGUCUCAAGACCAAGGAGAUGUGAAUUGGCCGCAGCUUUAAAUCUACCUGAAACUACAAUAAAGGUGUGGUUCCAGAACAGGAGGAUGAAGGACAAGAGACAGCGACUGGCGAUGUCUUGGCCACAUCCAGCCGAUCCAAGCUUUUACACCUACAUGAUGACGCACGCUGCUGCCACCGGAAGUCUACCAUACCCUUUCCAUUCCCACAUGCCUCUGCACUAUUACCCUCACGUGGGUGUCACGGCGGCAGCUGCUGCCGCGGCCGCGUCAGGUGCUGCUGCAUCACCUUUUGCUACCUCCAUCCGCCCUCUCGAUACUUUCCGCGCACUCUCGCAUCCCUACUCACGGCCGGAGCUGCUCUGCAGCUUCCGGCACCCGGGACUCUAUCAGUCGCCCGCAGGCCUCAACAGCUCGGCCGCGGCGUCGGCGGCGGCGGCGGCGGCAGCAGCGGCCGCGGCGGUCAGUGCGCCUUCGGCCACCGGUCCCUGCUCCUGCCUCAGCUGCCACAGCAGCCAGGCCGCCAGCGCCCUGGGGUCAAGGAGCGCCAGCACAGACUUCACCUGUACAGCAACCGGGCAAAGGUCCGAGAGUGGAUUUUUGCCUUACUCCGCCGCCGUACUGAGCAAAACUGCGGUUGCGUCGCCAGAUCAGAGAGAGGAGGCGACACUGAACAGAUAA
Megalops cyprinoides (Indo-Pacific tarpon) is the source of this 1287-nucleotide messenger RNA. RefSeq names its product even-skipped homeobox 2 (gene evx2). Gene Ontology annotation, cellular component: nucleus. Gene Ontology annotation, molecular function: DNA-binding transcription factor activity, RNA polymerase II-specific; RNA polymerase II cis-regulatory region sequence-specific DNA binding. The transcript has 3 exons. The coding region runs from base 1 to 1287 and encodes 428 amino acids. Lineage: Eukaryota; Metazoa; Chordata; Actinopteri; Elopiformes; Megalopidae. The record is from RefSeq and is a predicted model, not a curated record. Gene Ontology annotation, biological process: regulation of transcription by RNA polymerase II.